GGGAAGGCCCUUCCCUCUCUCAGAGGAUGAAGAGGGAGGGGAUGAGAGAGAUGAGGGGAGGCUCUGCUCAGCUGUGGGGCCACUGAAGACAGAAUCAGUGAUGACCUCCACCAUGGGCUGGUCCCCUCUCCUCCUUACCCUCCUCGCUCACUGCACAGGUUCCUGGGCCCAGUCUGUGCUGACUCAGCCGGCCUCAGUGACUGGGUCCCUGGGCCAGAGGGUCACCAUCUCCUGCACUGGAAGCAGCUCCAACAUCGGUGGAUAUAAUGUUGGCUGGUUCCAGCAGCUCCCGGGAACAGGCCCCAGAACCGUCAUCUAUAGUAGUAGUAACCGACCCUCGGGGGUCCCGGAUCGAUUCUCUGGCUCCAGGUCAGGCAGCACAGCCACCCUGACCAUCUCUGGGCUCCAGGCUGAGGACGAGGCUGAGUAUUACUGCUCAACAUGGGACAGCAGUCUCAAAGCUUACGUGUUCGGCUCAGGAACCCAACUGACCGUCCUUGGUCAGCCCAAGGCCUCCCCCUCGGUUACACUCUUCCCGCCCUCCUCUGAGGAGCUCGGCGCCAACAAGGCCACCCUGGUGUGCCUCAUCAGUGACUUCUACCCCAGCGGCGUGACGGUGGCCUGGAAGGCAGAUGGCAGCCCCAUCACCCAGGGCGUGGAGACCACCAAGCCCUCCAAGCAGAGCAACAACAAGUACGCGGCCAGCAGCUACCUGAGCCUGACGCCUGACAAGUGGAAAUCUCACAGCAGCUUCAGCUGCCUGGUCACGCACGAGGGGAGCACUGUGGAGAAGAAGGUGGCCCCCGCAGAGUGCUCUUAGGUUCCCGAUGCCCCCCGCCCACCGAAGGGGGCUUGGAGCCUCAGGACCUCCAGGAGGAUCUUGCCUCCCAUCUGGGUCUUCCCAGCCCUUUUCCCCACACUCAGGCAACACUCAAUAAAGUGUCCUUUAUUCAAUCAGAAA
Canis lupus familiaris (dog) is the source of this 961-nucleotide messenger RNA. RefSeq names its product immunoglobulin lambda-1 light chain-like. Gene Ontology annotation, cellular component: MHC class II protein complex. Bases 101 to 820 code for a protein of 239 amino acids. Lineage: Eukaryota; Metazoa; Chordata; Mammalia; Carnivora; Canidae. The transcript is spliced from 4 exons. Gene Ontology annotation, molecular function: MHC class II protein complex binding. The record is from RefSeq and is a predicted model, not a curated record. Gene Ontology annotation, biological process: immunoglobulin production involved in immunoglobulin-mediated immune response; antigen processing and presentation of exogenous peptide antigen via MHC class II; peptide antigen assembly with MHC class II protein complex.